Messenger RNA from Solea solea (common sole), 4786 nucleotides. It is a transcript of the gene mc4r, whose product is annotated as melanocortin 4 receptor. The transcript has a single exon. NCBI's taxonomy places the organism in Eukaryota, Metazoa, Chordata, Actinopteri, Pleuronectiformes, Soleidae. Gene Ontology annotation, cellular component: membrane. The record is from RefSeq and is a predicted model, not a curated record. Gene Ontology annotation, biological process: G protein-coupled receptor signaling pathway. The coding region runs from base 226 to 1209 and encodes 327 amino acids. Gene Ontology annotation, molecular function: melanocyte-stimulating hormone receptor activity.
GACAGAGAAAGAGAGGGAAAAUCCACAGCAGCUCUCUCCUCCAGGUUCCCACUCCCUCGUCAUUGCGAGCGAGGAGAGGACGAGUUUGCCACAGCUGCAGCAGCAGAUGUUUGACGGGACUUUUUCAUUCUCCUUUGAGGAAGCCGAGGUCGAUAACGAGGAUGACUGAACGCCGCACGCACUAAGAACCACGUGCACAAUUGACAGCUGAAACCAGGAGACACCAUGAACACCACGGGACAUCUUGGACUUAUCCAAGCCUUCCAAAACAGGACCCAAACUGUGGCCACUUUGCCACUUCACAAAGACCUGUCGGCCGAGGACAAGGACUCAUCUGCGGGAUGUUACGAGCAGCUGCUGAUCUCCACGGAGGUUUUCCUCACGCUGGGCAUCGUCAGCCUGCUGGAGAACAUCCUGGUCGUCGCCGCCAUUGUCAAGAACAAGAACCUUCACUCGCCGAUGUACUUCUUCAUCUGCAGCCUCGCUAUCGCGGACAUGCUCGUCAGCGUCUCCAACGCCUCAGAGACCAUCGUCAUUGCGCUCAUCAACGGCGGCAACCUGACCAUUCCCGUGGCGCUGAUCAAAAGCAUGGACAACGUCUUCGACUCGAUGAUCUGCAGCUCUCUGUUGGCGUCCAUCUGCAGCCUGCUCGCCAUCGCCGUCGACCGCUACAUCACCAUCUUCUACGCGUUGCGAUACCACAACAUUGUCACGUUGCGGCGAGCCGUGCUGGUCAUCAGCAGCAUCUGGACGUGCUGCACCGUGUCGGGCAUCCUCUUCAUCAUCUAUUCAGAGAGCACCACUGUGCUCAUCUGCCUCAUCACCAUGUUCUUCACCAUGCUGGUUCUCAUGGUGUCACUGUACGUCCACAUGUUCCUUCUGGCCCGGCUGCACAUGAAGCGGAUCGCGGUGCUGCCGGGCAACGCGCCCAUCCAGCAGCGCGCCAACAUGAAAGGCGCCAUCACGCUCACCAUCCUCCUGGGCGUGUUCGUGGUGUGCUGGGCGCCGUUUUUCCUCCACCUCAUCCUCAUGAUCACCUGCCCCAGGAACCCGUACUGCACCUGCUUCAUGUCCCACUUCAACAUGUACCUCAUCCUCAUCAUGUGCAACUCGGUCAUCGACCCCAUCAUCUACGCUUUCCGAAGCCAAGAGAUGAGGAAAACCUUCAAAGAGAUCUUCUGCUGCUCGCACGGGUUCCUGUGUGUGUGAGACGUCAGCGCGGCUUCAAUCUCGAUGCUCGGAGCUUUAAAUGAAAGUUGGCCAACAGGGACUUUGAUGUUUGGGGCUGUAAUAUCUGCUGCUGCUGCUGCUGCUGCUGCUCUCACAGUGGCUUUAAAUGAUUGAUGAGUACGACGUUUGCCCCUGGCAUCAUGAGUCAGGUUUGCUUAUUGAGGACGUACGUUUACAGAACACCUUGUAAUAUAGAGGAUUGAUCUGCAGAUAAAUGCUUUCUGCUGCUUUGCUCUCAAGUGCAAUUUGAAGUCAAUAUGACCAGCAUAUAUGUAAAGAAAAAUCAAAACCAUCAUGAUUACCUUAAGGAAAUGUAUGUAUUAUAGUACUCUGAGGUGAUUGUUCAGGGGUUUUAUUUUGUUGUUGUAUGAGGUACAGACGACUCACUCUCGACAACCGCUUAACAAAAGACUUAUGUCACUGCUUUACCUCAUUGUUCGACAGACUUUUCCAACAGGAAACUGAACUUUAGAUAUUGCCACACCAAAGUCCACAGAGGAAAAUCAUCGGAUUUACAUCACGGCACACAGAGGAGUUGUUGAUCCACUGCCGCCUCCAUCGAUAAGUCUGAAUGUGUUGUUUUGUGACUUGGGUGUUUAAAAUCCUUUGUUUGGAAUUCACCUCAGUGGCAGCGCCUGUGUCCCUGAGAGCUAAACACACUGGUUUUCUCGAUGGAAUUUGGUGAAAAAUGCUGUCUAAUGGCAAGAAAAUAACAUGAGACGAACGGGACAAUACAUUAUCUUUAAGACAACGUAGACUUAAGAUGGUGUAGAUUUGAUGAAUUGAGCCUUUUGUUCAGUGGCUAAAAAUCUGUCAGUACCUCAAAAAAAAUCCUGAAUUAUCCCUGCAGCUUAAAAACUUUAAUGCCAUAGUGCAUGUACUUUAUACAGUAAAUAUAACAUUAUAUCUGAAACUACCUCCUUGUUUGAGGAUGUAAUUCACCUCAGAACGGAGAACAUGAGGGUAUUUUUACACACUGGUACGUUAGUCCCUGACAUCUACAGACCAAGCACUUUAUUCCUGGAGAUCACUUAACAUUCAAUGGAUUUUUUUUUGCAGUUGACUUUUAUUCCUGGUCAUGGAGCUUUAUCCUGCUGGACGUGAGCUUAAGAAUAUAGAAAACAACUCUCAGUUUGACCUGUGCGAAGCAGAACGAUGACUAAUUGGGUUUUAAUGGACCCAGUUUAACGGCACAUGACCGUCACCACCAGCCUGCACUGUUGGCGUGACCCUACGAGGUUUGACUCUCCCAGAGUUGUGUCGUGAAACUCCCAACAUGAAUGUUUGUUCUGUACAUUUCUGACCAGAGAACUGCUGCUGCUCACUGGACAUUUCUCACAUCAAUAUGGGUAAAAAAAAAAGAAAAGAAGCAACAACUCAAAACUGUAUUUGAGUAAAAAACAACAACAGUUUAUUAAGUGCUUAGCACAUGGAUAAUUCGAUUUAUAAGCAGGUUUACAGGAGUUUCUAACAGAUUUCUGGUGUAAAUACAGUGUAUGUUCUUUUUGUUCAGCAUUACAAUGAAAGUAACAACAAAGCACUUAAGCGUGUUUGUGCCAAUCAUGAGGUCAAGCGGUCAGAGUUAGUGGGAACAUUUAUUAUUUUUGCCAUAUUAGACAUCAAUUUAUGGAAAAAAAAUAUUUAUUUUUAAGUGUUUUUUUGGGUUUUAAUCUGUAAAUAGUGUAAGGGUAGAAAAAAAAGAAUAAAUACUAUGUUGUAUUUGUUUCUCAGCUGUUUUUGAACGUUUACGCACAAGAUUUUGUUGUUAAAAUGUGGGGUUUGUAAAAUACCCUGAAUGUACAAAAACAACACAUCUACAGUACAAUUUUAAAACCGGAAACCUGAAUAAUGUGAGUUCUUUUUGUUAUAGCUCCUGUGUUUUGGCUAACUUAGCCUUUGGCAUGUCAUUUAGCCGACGCUUUUAUCCAAAGCGACUUACAACGGAAUUGAGUACAAUCAGCCAGGGGUGGAGUCGAACUUGCGACCAUUGCUACCAUGAUGUCUUUCGCACACAGAGUACCGGUCUUAACCACUGAGCCACUCCACCCCUUACUUAAACGAAGUACAUCACAGUUUCCAUAAAAAGUUGUAUAUUCAGGGGUUAAUGUUAACGUUAUAACGAGGUCCGCUAACAGGCUAAUCUAGUCCAUUUUGAUGAACUCCUUAUACUGUAUUUUAUAGAUAAAAACCUGUAUACUUGUGUUACUUGUAAAUGUAACCGGCCAAUACCUGGCUGGGGUUAAUGCUUGAGCUAACCAACAGCCAAGUGAACAUUUACUCACAUAAACACAACUGGAGACUUCUCAGCUAGGGGUUAAAGCUAGUGCUAACCGACAGGCAUGUUAAUAUUUAGUAGUGUUACUUGUGUUGUAAACACAUUUGGCUACUUUUGGCUGGGGCUAAUGCUAGACCUAACCAACAGCCUAUUGACUUGCAUUACUUUUGUUGUAAAUACAUUUGGCUACUUUUGGCUGGGGCUAAUGCUAAAGCUAACCAAUGGCUAUGUCAAUAUUUAUUAGCAUUACUUGUGUUGUAAAUGCAACCGGCUACAUGGCUGGGGCUAAUGCUAGAGCUAACCAACAGCCUAUUGACUUGCUUACAACUUAUCUUGUAAACACAACCACCUACUUGGCUGGGGCUAAUGCUAAAGCUAACCAACAGCUAUGUCAAUAUUUGCUAGCAUUACUUGUGUUGUAAACGUAACCGGCUAUCACUACUACUAAUUCUAAAUUGUUUUUGCUAAUUCUUAUCUUCGACUAAGGCUAAUGCUGAAGUUGGCCUACAACCAAUUCAUCAUUUGCUUGCAUUAUUUGUGUUGUGAACUGGCUACUGCUCAGCUGAGGCUAACACUAGCACUGCUAACAAACAGCUAUGUGAAUAUUGAGACAAAACAAUGUUUAGUUAAAUUGUUGCUGUUUUUUCCCCAAAAUUUUUGGCGUAAUUUUCUUGUUGACUCAUGGUGCACGCAUACACGGCAACUGUCGAUCUAGAGUUUGCGAUAUUGCCUCACGCUAAAGUUCAAUUAUUUAAACUCAAGCGUCUGAAUUAUCGCUGAGCGAACACUAAAUUUAGAGUUAUUUUACCAAAUUUUUACUCCCCCCAAAAAGUGACUAUAAUUUGAAUUAAAACAACAUUUCCUCUGAAUAACCUAGUGAAACCUCAGAUUCCUGUUGAUUUCCAACCAGAGCUCUUGUGAAUUUGCACACAAGUCGUUCGCAUCACGCACAUGUGAAUGCACAGAAAUCUAUUUUUCCAUCACGUAUGUAUCUUCAUGUUUGUGUCGUGAAGCUUUUGACCCUCGCCUUAAACACUGUGUGUUGCACUGUGACGUAACGAGCGACCACAUUCUCGCUAUUUGGAGCAAAUGCUAUUUUCAAAAUUGCCUUAUUUAUCCACUUGCUUCUGCCUUUUUAAACUUGAGAAAGUGCUUCAUUCUGAGCUCGUGAGACACACGAAGCAUAAAUGGGUUUGUUUCAAAAAGCUUGGAGUCAUUUGUGCUAAAUGGAAGAUGUUUGCUUGACGAAUACGUCCUUUGUUGACUUUAAUAAAUCAGAUC